Molecule: messenger RNA, 2328 nt
Organism: Lodderomyces margitis
Lineage: Eukaryota; Fungi; Ascomycota; Pichiomycetes; Serinales; Debaryomycetaceae
Exons: 1
Coding region: 1-2328 (775 amino acids)
Biological process (GO): regulation of DNA-templated transcription
Cellular component (GO): Ino80 complex; cytoplasm
Source: RefSeq, a predicted model, not a curated record
AUGCCAUCGAAGUCAAAGCCAGGAGACGAGCAGUAUCCACCUCAGGAUGUUCAUUAUUUGAAAGAUAUCGUAAUCGGGUCAAAUGAACCAGAACCCUUUUAUGGCAAUUAUCAAGCAGAUGUGCCAAUUGCAAUCGAUUUAGGAACGUCUACUUGGAGAGUAGGAUUAACUAACAGCACUGAACCAAAUAAUGUGUUUCCAGCCGUGAUAUCGAGACACAGAGAUAGAAAGCUUUCGAAAACAUUAACCAUCAUUGGAAAUGAUGUCUAUAGUGACUCGGCAUUGAAGUCAACUACAAAAACUCCCUACGAUGGACCUUUGAUUACCAAUUGGGACUAUAUUGAAUCUAUGCUUGAUUACUCGUUUGAACAUUUAUCUGUGCAGAGUACUAAUGGGAAGGUGAAUAAUCCUAUAAUAAUGACAGAGCCAUUGACUUGUCCGUACAACCAACGAAAGACAAUGUACGAACUCCUAUUUGAAGCUUACCAAAUUCCAAAGGUUUCGUUUGGGCUUGAUUCGCUAUUUUCGUACUACGCCAAUUCAAAUGGAAGGUCCACCGGUUUAGUCAUUGGCACGGGAAAUGAACUGACUUCGAUAAUUCCAGUGCUCGAUGGUAAAGGAAUGUUAUCUCAAGCAAAAAGAAUCGAUUGGGGUGGAGAUCAAUCACAGCAGUAUUUGUCCAAGCUUUUGAGCUUAAAAUAUCCUUAUUUCCCAAAUAAAUUGAAUGUUAAUCACACGACAAAUUUGUUCAAAGAUUUUUGCUAUGUUUCAGAGAAUUACCAGGAGGAAUUAGAGCAUAUAUUAGAUAUGGAUGUCUUGGAGAAGAAAGAUGUUGUGGUGCAAGCGCCAGUUGAGAUAACUGUUAAUAAUGAAAACAAAAAGAGUGAGGAAGAGUUGGCGAGACAGGCGGAGAAACGGAAAGAGCAAGGGAAGCGAUUGCAAAAACAGGCUCAGCAAAAGAGGAUAGAGAAGCUUGCUCAGAAGCAAGAAGAAUGGGAUUACUAUUCAAAAUUGAAAGAGGACAAUGCAGAUUUGCCUGCGCCAGAAUUUGAGAGUUUAAUAAUGCGCGAUGGAUUUGACGAUCUUGAUGACUUUAAAAAAUACAUGGGCUCUUUGGAAAGGUCGUUAAAGAGAGCAGCUCACGCCGAAGACGAUGGUGGUGACGAAGACGAGGAUAUGGACCCAGCAAAGGCAUGGCCGUUGGUUGACAUACCCGAUGAUCAAUUGACUCCGGAUCAAAUAAAAGAAAAGCGGAAACAGAAACUACUCAAAGCCAAUGCAGAAGCGAGAGAGCGCAACAAAGAGUUGAAGAGACAGGAACAAGAGGAGCAAAUGCUACGCGAAGAAGAAGAACAGAGAUGGAGGGACCGCGAUUUGGAUGAUUGGAGCACCACCAAAAAAGUUGAAUUGGCAGAGCUUAUUAGCAAAUUCAAGGAUAGACAGAAGCUACUCGAGUCUAUGAAGGAUAGAAAAUCAGCUGCAGCACAGCAGCGUAUGAAAAAUAUCGCUGACUUGGCAAAUGAUGAGACAGGGUCCACCUCCGCAGCUUCUAGAAAGAGACGUCGUAAUGCCAAUACGACUAUUGAUAACGACCCAAAUGACACAUUUGGAACGAAUGAUGAUGAUUGGAAUGCAUACAGAGAAAUUUCAAAUCAGAGUGUGGAGGAGGAGUUGGAGGAACUAAAUAAGGGUAUACUCGCUAUUGAAGAUAAACUUUUGAAAUAUGAUCCAACUUUUCACCAUGAAGAUACUUUUGCCGCUGCCACCACAUUUGAUUGGAAAAACCUGGUGCUUCACAAGUUUGUCCAUGGUCCUAGACCUAACAUUACAAUUGAAAUGCAGGCCGAGGGCUUGUCUCCAGAGGAAAUUGUGAACCAUCCCGAAAUCAUCAGAAAGAAUCAUCAAAUUCAUUUAAACGUUGAACGCAUUAGAGUCCCCGAGAUAUUGUUUCAACCAACACUAGGCGGUCUUGACCAAGCAGGCAUCACCGAGAUUUCCAGCGAUUUAUUGCGUAGGCGUUUAGAUGGAGUUUUUCAACCCGGUGGUCAAUCUUAUGCCAUGGCUAACGAUGUAUUUAUAACUGGAGGAUUGGCAUUGCUUCCUGGUUUCAAAAACAGGAUACAGAGAGAUUUCACGCAGUUCUUACCAACGGGCACCCCGCUACACGUACGCGCUGCUAAGGACCCCUUAUUGGACGCAUGGCAUGGUAUGUAUAAGUGGGCUAAUUCGGAUGACUCAAAACAUGCUUACGUGACAAAAGCGGAAUUUGAAGAAUACGGACCAGAGUAUAUAAAAGAACAUGGGUUGGGCAAUGCUUGUAUUAUAUAG